This is a messenger RNA of Diprion similis, 956 nucleotides long. RefSeq names its product tetraspanin-2A (gene Tsp2A). Lineage: Eukaryota; Metazoa; Arthropoda; Insecta; Hymenoptera; Diprionidae. The record is from RefSeq and is a predicted model, not a curated record. Gene Ontology annotation, cellular component: membrane. The transcript has 5 exons. The coding region runs from base 140 to 871 and encodes 243 amino acids.
GUUAUCUUAUAUUUGCCAAAGAUAAAACAUUAUACGCUGGUGGCCCGCCCAGUUACCUGUUGUACUCAACCAUUGUUGUCUCGACUCCAGUAAUUAGUGGUGAUCUUCCUUCAACAAAGUGUCCGGUUCUUAAACAAUAAUGGCUGGGACAGGCCGAGGCACUGGUGCUGCCCAGCUGGAGCAAAGAAUUGGAUGUAUAAAAUACCUUAUAUUCUGUUUCAACGCGGUGACCUGGAUAUUUGGGGCCAGCUUGUUUGGACUGUCGCUUUGGAUGCGACUUGAGCCAGGGUUCGAGGAGUGGGUCGGUUUCCUGGGAAUGUGGCAAUUCUACAUUGGUAUUUACAUCUUGAUCGCAGCCUCCGUCAUUGUCAUGAUAAUAUCUUUCGUUGGGUGUGGUGCAGCUCUCAUGGAGCUCGUAGUCGGCCUUUACGCAUACAUUGGGCUACAAAUCCUGAGCUUUGUAUGCGGUUUAGCCGGGGCUGCGGUGCUCCUCGAUUAUUCGACCUACGACAGUAGUAUUCAACCAAUUAUCUCCACGGCCAUGACAAAUCUGAUAUCCAACUCGCAAUACGAUGGAGCAGCGGUUAUUCUCCGGAUGAUACAGGAGAACAUUGGAUGCUGCGGAGCCACUGGUCCGAUGGAUUAUUUAACGAUGCUGAAGCCACUGCCUACAGAAUGUCGGGACACAGUAACAGGGAAUGCAUUUUUCCACGGCUGUGUCGAUGAGCUUACUUGGUUUUUGGAGGCGAGAUCUGGAUGGAUCGCUGGUCUCGCAUUAUCUCUUUGCAUGCUUCACGUUAUUUUGGCAGUUCUCGCGUUGAUCUUGAUCCAAGCAAUCAAGAAGGAGGAAGAAAUUGCGUACAAACAAUAAUAAUACCAAUCAUUUCAAUUUUAUUCACAAUACACAUUGAGCUUCAUUGAAGUAAUUUAUGUAAAUUUAGAAAAUCACAAAAUUC